AGCGCGGCAGAACAAGCACAAUCAAAUCACAAGGGUUUUGUAAACUAACACCUCCUUCGGUCCUUCUCCCUCACCUUUCUUCUCGUGUUUAUCCCUCAAUCCAUUCUCUACAUUAAUUCAAAGCAAUGAACGCCGAUAACCAGAGACGGGACCGCAAGGAUUUUGGGCGGAGACCAAAGAAGCAGAAGCUGAUCCGUAACGCCGAAGAAGAACUUGACUCGAAAUUCGGUUUCAAUCUAUUCACAGAAGGAGAUAAACGCCUUGGGUGGCUCCUCAAUUUUGCACCCUCAUCUUGGGAGGAUCAAGAAACGCGCAAAACGCACAGUUGUGUUGAUCUAUACUUUGUUUCCCAGGAUGGUUCUACUUUCAAGUCGAAGUUCAAAUUCCGUCCUUAUUUCUAUGCUGCUACAAAGGAUAAAAUGGAAAUGGAUGUUGAGGCCUAUUUGCGGAGGCGCUAUGAAAGUCAAAUUGCUGAUAGUGAGAUUGUGGGAAAGGAGGACCUAGAUCUUAAAAACCAUUUGUCUGGUUUACACAAACGAUAUUUGAAAAUAUCAUUUUCUACUGUUCAACAAUUAAUGGAUGUGAAGAAAGAUCUAUCACAUGUUGUUGAAAGAAACCAGGCAAAGUUUAAUACUGCAGAAGCAUAUGAGUCCAUAUUAACAGGGAAAAGAGAACAACGGCCUCAAGAUUUUCUAGAUUGUAUACUUGAUCUCCGAGAGUAUGAUGUGCCAUACCAUGUUCGUUUUGCCGUUGAUAAUGAUAUUCGUUGCGGGCAAUGGUACGAUGUUAGUGUAUCCAGUAGCGGUGUUAUGCUUGAAAAGAGGACUGAUCUUCUACAACGUGCUGAAGUCCGCAUAUGUGCAUUUGAUAUUGAAACUACCAAGCUUCCUUUGAAGUUUCCAGAUGCUGGAUACGAUUUGAUAAUGAUGAUAUCAUACAUGGUUGAUGGACAAGGCUAUUUAAUUAUUAACAGAGAGUGUGUAGGGGAAGAUAUAGAGGAUAUAGAGUACACACCAAAACCAGAAUUUGAAGGGUGCUUCAAAGUGACCAAUGUGCAAAAUGAGGUGGAACUUCUUAGGCAGUGGUUUACCCACAUGAGAGAGGUAAAACCCGGUAUUUAUGUUACAUACAACGGUGAUUAUUUUGACUGGCCAUUCCUGGAAAGCAGAGCAGCUUAUCAUGGGUUGAAGAUGAGUGAUGAGGUUGGAUUUUCAUGUGACAAGAAUCAGGGGGAGUGCCGUUCUAAAUUUGCUUGCCAUUUGGAUUGUUUUGCUUGGGUCAAACGUGAUAGUUAUUUGCCUCAGGGGAGUCAGGGCCUUAAGGCUGUUACAAAGGCAAAAUUGGGAUAUGAUCCAUUGGAGGUGAAUCCAGAAGACAUGGUACGCUUUGCAAAAGAAAAGCCUCAGAUGAUGGCCUCUUAUUCAGUUUCUGAUGCUGUUGCAACUUAUUAUUUGUAUAUGACCUACGUUCAUCCGUUCAUUUUCUCUCUUGCAACAAUAAUUCCUAUGUCACCGGAUGAAGUUUUACGCAAAGGCAGUGGUACACUAUGUGAAAUGCUUCUUAUGGUGCAGGCAUACAAGGCGAAUGUUAUCUGCCCUAACAAACACCAAUCUGACCCUGAGAAAUUCUAUAAGAGCCACCUUCUUGAGAGUGAGACGUAUAUUGGUGGCCAUGUGGAGUGCCUUGAAAGUGGUGUUUUCAGAUCUGAUCUACCAACUAGUUUUAAGCUUGAUCCAUCCGCAUAUGAUCAACUGAUAAAAAACUUGGACCGAGAUCUUCAAUAUGCCAUAAGAGUGGAGGGUAAGAUGGACUUGGAUACUGUCUCCAAUUAUGAUGAAGUGAAGAAUGCUAUCGUGGAAAAGCUUGCGAGGUUAAGGGAUGAACCUGUACGUGAGGAGUGCCCCCUUAUUUAUCAUCUAGAUGUGGCAGCAAUGUAUCCGAACAUUAUUUUGACAAACAGGCUUCAGCCGCCAUCUAUAGUUACAGAAGAGAUUUGUACUGCCUGUGACUUCAACCGUCCAGACAAAACUUGUCUUAGAAGGCUUGAAUGGGUUUGGCGUGGAGAGAUCUUUAUGGCAAAGAAAAGUGACUAUUAUCAUUUGAAGAAGCAAAUUGAGUCUGAAUUUGUCGAUGGCACUGAUGGUCAGUUGUCAAAAUCUUUUCUUGACCUUCCCAAGAUGGAGCAACAAUCAAAGCUCAAAGAGCGUCUAAAGAAAUACUGUCAGAAGGCAUAUAAACGGGUACUUGACAAACCUGUCACCGAAGUUCGAGAAGCAGGGAUAUGCAUGCGUGAAAACUCAUUUUAUGUUGAUACUGUUCGGAGUUUUCGGGACAGAAGAUACGAAUAUAAAGGACUUAACAAGGUUUGGAAAGGGAAGUUGUCAGAAGCAAAGGCUAGUGGAAAUUCCAUUAAGAUCCAGGAAGCACAGGAUAUGGUUGUGCUUUAUGAUUCACUGCAACUUGCACACAAGUGUAUACUUAAUUCGUUCUAUGGAUAUGUCAUGCGGAAGGGUGCAAGAUGGUACUCAAUGGAAAUGGCUGGUGUAGUUACAUAUACAGGAGCUAAAAUAAUUCAGAAUGCUCGUUUGCUUGUUGAAAAAAUUGGAAAACCACUUGAAUUGGACACAGAUGGUAUUUGGUGUGUGCUUCCUGGAUCUUUUCCGGAGAAUUUUACAUUCAAAACAAUGGAUUUGAAGAAAAAACUGACGAUCUCAUAUCCCUGUGUUAUGCUUAAUGUUGAUGUUGCAAGAAACAAUACAAAUGAUCAAUACCAGACACUUGAAGAUCCUGUAAAUAAAACAUAUGAAACUCAUAGUGAAUGCUCAAUUGAAUUUGAAGUGGAUGGCCCGUACAAGGCAAUGAUUCUUCCUGCUUCUAAGGAAGAAGGAAUUUUGAUUAAGAAGCGAUAUGCUGUUUUCAAUGAUGAUGGAACCCUUGCAGAACUUAAAGGUUUUGAAAUCAAGCGUAGGGGUGAGCUGAAGCUCAUCAAAGUUUUCCAGGCUGAGCUUUUUGAUAAGUUCCUCCAUGGAUCAACCUUAGAGGAAUGCUAUUCUGCUGUAGCUGCUGUAGCCAACCGCUGGCUUGAUCUUCUUGAUAAUCAAGGAAAAGAUAUUGCUGACAGUGAAUUGCUCGAUUACAUAUCUGAAUCAAGCACAAUGAGCAAGUCCUUGGUAGACUAUGGUCAACAAAAGUCAUGUGCAGUAACCACUGCAAGACGUCUUGCAGAUUUUCUUGGUGAUACAAUGGUUAAAGAUAAGGGAUUGCGUUGUCAAUAUAUAGUAGCUUGUGAACCAAGGGGUACACCUGUGAGUGAGCGUGCUGUUCCUGUUGCAAUAUUUGAAACUGAUACUGAAAUAAUGAAGUUCUAUUUACGAAAAUGGUGCAAGACUUCAUCAGAUGUAGGCAUCAGAUCCAUCAUUGAUUGGUCCUAUUACAAGCAACGACUCAGUUCAGCAAUUCAGAAAAUCAUUACAAUUCCUGCUGCAAUGCAGAAGGUUGCAAAUCCUGUCCCUAGGGUUGUUCAUCCUGAUUGGCUGCAUAAAAAGGUUCGUGAAAAGGAGGAUAAAUUUCGUCAAAGAAAAUUGAUUGAUAUCUUCAGCUUAUCCAACAAGGAUGAUUCAUUAAGGAAGACCACUGAUGUUGUUACAGCCAGUUAUAUGAUGGAUAAGGAGAAUGUUGAGGAUUUGGAAGACUUCCAAAACAAAAGGAAUUCUAUAAAUGGGCCUAGACCAAUUGUUCGUUGUUAUGAGGUUAACAAUGAAAAAUGUUCACUCAAGGCAACUGGGAGAAUGGAUUUUUCAGAACAGAAACUUGAUAACGGUGAAAGUGCGUCUGAAAUGUCUAUUGAAAAUAUUGAUAGAAAUGUAGAUUAUCAAGGGUGGCUUGAACAGAAGAAAAGAAAGUGGAAAGAUACUUUGGACCGGAGGAAGAGGCAAAGGUUGGGCAAUUUGAGGAAUUCAAAUCGUGCCAAUGGUGCUUAUGAGCCACUAGGCAGUAUGAUGAAUCAUAAGAAAGAUCAGCGCCGGACUGGUGUUGGUUCAUAUUUUACAACACAUGAAAUUGCCCUUACACAAUGCCACUGGCAGAUAAUACAGCUGCUUCCAAGUCCACAUAUUGGCCAAUUUUUUGCUUGGGUCACUGUUGAAGGAAUCAUGCUUAAGAUUCCUAUAACAGUUCCAAGAGUAUUUUACCUUAACUCUAAAGCACCAAUAACAGAAAGAUUUCCUGGAAGGCAUGUGAAGAAGACUCUUCCUCAUGGAAGGCAUUGCUAUAAUUUAGUUGAGGUUGUCAUUGAUGAAGAUAAAUUUAGAAAAGAAAGCAAAAAACUUGCAGCUCUUCUUGCAGAUCCGGAAGUUGAGGGAAUAUAUGAAACAAAGGUGCCAUUGGAGUUUAAUGCCAUCCUCCAGAUUGGUUGUGUCUGUAAAGUGGAUAAAACAGCCAUGAAACGGAAUGCACAGGAUGGCUGGAGUCUGAAUGAACUGCAUAUGAAGACAACAACGGAAUGUUCUUAUUUGGAGCAAUCAGUCUCCUACUUUUACCUCUAUCAUAGCAUCUCUGAAGGACGUGCUAUAUUUGUUGUCUACAUGCCUAUAUUGAGAACUGUAUCUGUUGUGGUGGUCAAUCCUUAUCAAAAUAAGGAUUUAUCACCAUCUUUUCUUGAAAGACAAUUUCGCGAAGCUUGCCAUGCAUUAUCUGUUGAACCACCCCCUCCUAGGAAUGGUAUUGUUUGCAAGGUUGAUUAUGUUGGGUAUGUGAAGGAUGCUCAAAGGGUGUUACAGGGAACAAUAAGUGAAAUCAGAGAUAAACACCAUGGACCUACACUUGCUGUUACCGAAUGCCCAAAUGCUCAGCUGAUGAAAUCAGGCAUUCCAGCUCUUGAUAAUUUCCCUUGUGUGAAUAUACCUUCCAAUGCUCGUGACAGUCAGUAUCCGGUCCUUGGGUGGCAACAAGCAGCUGCAAAAAUUGGAAUGCAACGUUCUGUGGCAUCAUCUCAGUGGUUGAAUGAAAGGAUUUCUCUUUCAAGAUAUGCCCAUGUACCACUGGGGAACUUUGAACUUGACUGGCUCAUAUUUACAGCAGAUGUCUUCAUGUCUAGAGCACUGCAUGAUCAGCAACAGUUACUAUGGAUAUCUGAUGAUGGUGUUCCAGAUCUAGGAGGCAUUAGUGAAGAAUCUACUUGUUUUGCAGAUGAGGUCCAUCAACCUGUUAUUACAUACCCUGGAGCAUAUAGAAAAGUUUCUGUAGAGUUAAAGAUUCAUCACCUGGCUGUAAAUGCUCUGCUGAAAAGCAACCAAGUGAAUGAAUUGGAAGGAGGUGCUUUGUUAGGAUUUGACCAGGACAUAAAUUCUGGUUCACACAUUUCAGAUGAUCAAUAUGGCUUUGAUGAGGCUACCUCAUGUGCUCCUGCAUUACGUGUCCUGAAACAGCUGAUCCAGAGGUGCCUUGCAGAUGCAGUCACAUCGGGCAAUGUCUUUGCCGAUGCAAUGUUGCAACAUCUUUAUCGAUGGCUUUGCAGCCCCCAAUCAAAGCUUCAUGACCCAGCUCUUCACCGAAUACUCCACAAGGUCAUGCAAAAGGUGUUUGCUUUGCUGUUGGCUGAACUUCGCAAAUUAGGUGCCUCAAUCAUAUUUGCAAAUUUUUCAAAGGUUAUUAUAGACACUGGAAAGUUCAGUCUAUCUGCAGCAAAAGCUUACUGUGAUAGCUUGCUCAAAACUUUGCAAACUAGAGAACUAUUUGAAUGGAUUGAGCUUGAACCUAUGCAGUUUUGGCAUUCCUUGCUUUUUAUGGACCAGUAUAACUAUGGUGGAAUUCCAGCCAAAGCUGAUGACACUUCAGCGAAUGAAUCACAAGGCGAUAAUUCCCAAAGAGAUCAAUCACAAGUGGAUAUUGUAUCAAGCUGGAAUAUUGCAGAGUACUUGCCCAAGAAAAUUCAGGAUCAUUUUGUUUUAAUUGUUUCAGAAUUUAUGUUUAUUCCCUGGGAUUAUGCUCAAAAGCAAGAUGCAAAGAGAGCAUCUUUGCAGGAUGUCAGCUCAUGUACUCCAUCAAUCACCAUUGCAGCUGCUGAGACAUUUGAAUCGCACUUGGUGGAACACCUUAAAGGGCAGAUCAGCACUUACUUCACAGACAAACUUCUUGGAAUUGUUCGUGAUACUCUUCUUCAUAUGAAGGGGAUAAACAAGCCAGAGGAUGAAAGACAAAUUUCUUCUGGUUUUUCACAGAUUGGGGGUAGCAUUCCUAAAGGGGAUCCUGCAUUGGAAUUCAUUAAGCAUGUCUGUGCUGUUCUGGCCCUUGACAAUAAUGUGCAGCAUGAAGUUCUGGUGAUGAGAAAAAAUCUAUUAAAAUAUGUACGAGUGCGGGAAUUUGCUCCUGAAGCUGAGUUUCAUGACCCCUGCCCUUCCUUUGUCUUGCCAAAUGUAAUUUGCAGCUACUGCAACGACUGCCGAGAUCUGGACUUGUGUCGUGACUCGGCCUUACUGGCUCAGGAGUGGCGUUGUGCUGUCCCACAGUGUGGCCAGCCUUAUAACCGAGAGGUGAUGGAGAAUGCUCUUCUUCAAAUUGUCCGGCAAAGGGAACGUCUCUAUCAUUUACAGGACCUGGUGUGCACAAGGUGCAACCAGGUUAAAGCUGCACAUUUAGCAGAACAAUGUGCAUGUGCUGGAUCAUAUAGAUGCAAGGAAGAUGUGUCUGAAUUCCGCAGGAAAAUGCAGAUUUUCUUAAAUGUAGCAAUUCACCAGAAGUUUCAACUCCUUCAAGAGUGCACUUCAUGGAUUUUAGAAGUUCAAUAGCUGUUGGCCUCAAAUGUUUCAUAUUCAUAGAACACAACUAAACUUCAUGCUGCUCGGCUGCCUGCCUGCCUAUGGCCACUGGACUUGGUAAAGUAAGUCCACUUCUGCUUAUCUGUAUUCAAUUCAGAUAUUGUAGGCAACCUGCUGAGACGUCAAAGAACGUCUAAGAUAACACUUGGAAGAAAGCGAUCAUGUUCUUUGACAUGUUGGUCUUUUUCUUGACAAUUGAAAGAGGUCUCUGAGGUGGUAAAUCGACGAAAAUGGAGCAUUUAGUGCAAAUUGACGAAAAGUUGUCAUCGCCUUUUAAGGUUGGAAGCAUGAUGACACAUAUUGAUCGUCAAGCCUUUUAACUUACAUUCGCUCUCAUUACCUUCUCUGAUUUAUUUGCUGCAGUGGAAGGAAAGAAUGGGAGGAAAUUCUGAUAAUGAAUUUGUCCCCACAAAUGCUUAUUUAUACUUGCUCAUAAGUUAUCUGUUCGAUGUAUAUUGGCAACUAACUUGUAAAUACAUUUUCUUUCCUUUUUAACUGAAAUGAUAAUUGAUGACUGCUUCCUGUAUUCCUUAUCUGAUCACUGAUUUUCUUCUGAAAUACAAUGUAGAUGCAUACUCAAUUUGUUCAAAUUUAAAGAAAGAGAUCCUUUGGGAUUC
Messenger RNA from Jatropha curcas, 7432 nucleotides. The record is from RefSeq and is a predicted model, not a curated record. Lineage: Eukaryota; Viridiplantae; Streptophyta; Magnoliopsida; Malpighiales; Euphorbiaceae.